AUGGGAAAGUGUGGUUUGCUUGGCAUCAUUGUGGCAGUCUGCCUUCUGCUAGAGGUUGGCAGGGGGCAAAGGCUGGAGCCAAGUGGACCUUGCACCUCAGAUGGAACACUACACAAGGCUCUUCAGAACAUCUCUUCAAAUUCUGUUGUCUCCCUAGAGAGUGGUGUUCACUGCCUGAGUGAGGCAGUACUGGUGAGUGGAGUUGACAAUAUCACCAUAGUUGGGCUGGACCAAACUGAUGUUGUCAUCACUUGCUCUGAUGGAGUCGGACUGAUGUUCCUCAAUAUAUCGGGUCUUACACUGAGGAACUUACAGAUCAUGGAGUGUGGAGUGACAGGAGAGACCUUGACACAGGCAGUGAGUCUCACUCAGGAGCUACUGCAGCUGUUUUUCAAAGUUCCCACCGGAACUCGAGUGGCAGUCUACCUGGCCAGCGUGUCUGGUCUGGAAAUGGAAGAUGUGGCUAUCACCAACACCACAGGUCUAGGGCUGGCUGGGAUCAAUGUAGUUGGAGAUUCCAGCAUCACAAACUGCCGUUUCUCCAACAACAGACAGGCGCAAAAGACGUGCUCCUUUGUCAACAACACAAACUACAUCAGGAACACUGGAGAGAGAAUUGGCGGAGGGGCAUUCUUUCUCUUUCAGGAUUUCGUUGACUCCAACAUCUCAACCUGCGAAAAUCUCGAUUUCUAUUCCCUGACAAUCACAAACAGCAGUUUUGUUGGUAACACCGAGUGCUCUGACCUGGCAGCAGUGGAGUUUAAUUAUCGCGACUCCCUCGAGGUUCGGGAAGCUGGGUACCCUAUCGGUGGAAGUGGAGGGAUCACCGCCAUAUUUGGACAAUCCUGCUUUGCUAUGAAUGUUACCACUGUCUCCACGGUCUUUGAAGAGAACUCGGCCACUUACGGCAGUGCAGCUCACGUGGGGAUCUUCCAGGGAGCGUCUCACUCAUAUGCCGUGUUUGACAACUGUUUGUUUACCAGAAACGGCUUCUUGUCGAGUGAAUUUGACCUCGACUUUCUCACAAGUGGAGGAGCGAUUGGCGUGUACAACGACCUAGUGUCACCUUUUCCUGAAGUACAAGUCUUCAUUCACGAGAGGAGGAUUGGGUUUGUAGCCAGGGACUCAAAUUUUACAGACAACGGUGCAAUAAACGGAGGGGCAAUUGAGAUUCUCUCCCUCGUUACCACAGCCGUUGCCGAUCUGACAGACAGUGCACAUUUCUUCAUCGAGGACUGUGUGUUCACCGGGAACAGAGCGACGCGAGGUGCUGCAGUCUAUAUUCAGGAGCUGAAACUCCAUGCCAGAGUACUAGGGAUCCAGGUGUUGGCCUGGAACAUCAAAAUCACAGCUAACAAACUGGAGACACUGGGAGAUAUUACCUCCAUCUCCAGCUCAGACAGCACCGCCGUAUUCGACGUGAAUGCCAUCAACGUCACGCUGGCUGGCGACUGCGUGUUUGAGGAUAACAUUGGCUCCGCGCUGCAGGGAACUAGCAGCAUCAUUGGCAUAGCUGGAAACGUAUCCAUCGCCAGAAACAUAGGGUUCUACGGAGCAGGGAUAAUUCUCCAGAUAGCAUUUCUCGUAAUUCUGCCGAGAUCCUCUCUGGAUGUGUCGAACAACGUGGCGAGGGUGUACGGUGGAGGUCUCUACGUGAACCAGAUCACCAGUUCCCCGAUCCCGACACUGUUUGAUUGUUUCAUGUACUUCAACUACGACCAGUUCUCCUUCUGUGACGACUGCAGCUUCAACACUAGCAGCUUCAGUGUCAGCUUCACCAACAACUCUGCCCUGCUGGCAGGGACAAUCUUUGGCUCGGCUCUGCUCAACUGCCCCUGGUCUCAACCUCUCAUUCUCACCUACAACACCAUCAACGUCUUGCAGAUACUCGACACCCAUUUCAGCCAUCUGUUCCAGUUUACCCCGGAUCCAACUGGAAUCCGAAACGUUCGCACUCCAGUCAGCAGAGUGUACAUUGAGAAUGGGAUCACAGAGUACAGUCUUGCUCCGGGGGAGGUAGCACAAGUCCCCAUUCGACCGGUGGACAGUCUGGACCAGAGCAUUUCAACCAUAUUGGGCUCCUUCGUAGAACUCUCCCAGGGUUUGUCUCAGACGAUCAUACCUGCCCUGGGUCCCAAUAUAAUCACUGGGUAUACUGCCAACAGCAAUCUCUCCACUUCUCUCGCAGUGCUGGGAGCUACCAAUAUCACAACCAACAUUGUAGUAUAUAGUCUAGACGUUGGCUAUCGACCAGCCCAGGUGGAUAUUCGUGUCAACUUGCUGGACUGUCCCGUGGGGUUUGAGUACAGGGAGACCACACUGCGUUGUGAGUGCAGCCAGGAGCUGUUGGAAAGAGAGGUUGAGUGUGACUCUACAAACCUUGUCCUGCGAGUCCCGACACAGCUGUGGGUUGGACCGGUGGACAGAUCUACAUUUGCAGUGGGGAACUGCAUUCGAGGUCUCUGUGAGCCAGGCGAUGCCAACAUCUCUGUGAGGAACAACUCUGUCAAUUUUGACCUCCAGUGUCGACCCAGUCUCAACAGGGGAGGUGUGCUCUGCGGAUCAUGUCUGGAUGGGUACACCAAUGUCUUUGGCAGUCCCCGAUGCCUGAAGUGCUCCAACAACUAUGCCGUCAUUAUUCUCCUGUUUCUGCUUCUAGGAGCUCUCCUGAUAGCGCUACUCGUGAUAUUCCCUGUCAACCUCUCCAGUGGCUACCUGAACGGAAUUCUGUUCUGGGCCAAUAUAGUCAGUCUGUAUGAGAGGAUCCUGUCUCCAAGUGAUGGCGGACCCAGAGUGGCUGUCCUGGCCAACUGGCUCACUCUGAACUUGGGGUAUUGA
This is a messenger RNA of Geodia barretti, 2838 nucleotides long. NCBI's taxonomy places the organism in Eukaryota, Metazoa, Porifera, Demospongiae, Tetractinellida, Geodiidae. The record is from the annotation of a GenBank genome assembly.